ACCCAAUAUGAAGCUCCUUGGACUGCUGUGGACCCUUUGCGUCUUGUAUAAAACAUCUCUGGCUCGCGUACAAGACGGCUUCUCGUUUAAGACAUCCAUUUGUGAUGGUAAGAACGGGGGCCUUUUGCCCAUGUAUGGAACGUGUCGGGGAUAUUAUGUGUGUCUGGAUGGGAACGCUGUAAUCGGAUCCUGCGACGGAGGCACAUUGUUUAAUCCCAAAACUUUACAUUGCGAUGAUGCCAUGGACGUGGACUGCAUAUUCGAGGCCAAGCAAAGUGAUUACAACGAUGGAUCGAGCUCGGAAAGUGAGGAGGAUGAGGAGCCCCCGAAAACCGAUGCCCCACCCACGCGGAGACCGUCAAAGCAGCAUAGACCUCAGCCACAAACACAACAAACUUCGGAUACAUUCAACAGAGUGUGUGCUGGUAAGAAGGAUGGCAUUACCCUGGCAAAGGACGACUCGUGCAGUGAGUACUUUGUGUGCGAGUCGAAGCAGCCGCGUCUUCGCGUUUGUCCCACCAAUCAGCACUUUAGUCCCACUCGGCGGAUCUGUAUGAAGCCGAAAGACGCCAAGUGCCUGGUGAGUCAGGAAAAAAAUCGACUAGAGGAGCCAGCCACAUCCGCCGGAGCCUGUUCCGAUGAAAAGGAGAGCUCCUUGGUGGCCCAUCAGAAAGAUUGCGGAAAGUUUUUACUCUGCAGCAACCAGGUUUUCCUUGUAAUGGAUUGUCCCACUGGCUUGCAUUUUAAUUCCAAAACGAUGCGGUGCGACUACCCAAAGAUCGCGAAAUGUCAAGUGAAGGAAAAGGGAAAUAAAACUGCAGCAAAGACCAAAAAUGCAGCACGAAAACCCAAGAAUCGUCCCUUGUAACACUUGCAUGCAAAUAAAAUAAAUAUCCCAUGUGUCAUCACAUGUUUCAU
This is a messenger RNA of Drosophila guanche, 918 nucleotides long. Its product is annotated as probable endochitinase. Gene Ontology annotation, molecular function: chitin binding. Bases 8 to 868 code for a protein of 286 amino acids. The record is from RefSeq and is a predicted model, not a curated record. The transcript has 2 exons. NCBI's taxonomy places the organism in Eukaryota, Metazoa, Arthropoda, Insecta, Diptera, Drosophilidae. Gene Ontology annotation, cellular component: extracellular region.